AUGGGUCGUGGUAAGCUAACCAUGGAACUCAUACGCAAUGAGAGAUCUCGGAUGAUUACUUAUCACAAAAGAAAGAAGGGUUUGACAAAGAAAGCUAGGGAAUUCCAAAUUCUCUGUGGUGUAGAUGCAUGUGUUAUUAUUUUGGGGCCAAAACUGAAUAAUCAUCCUGUUGAUGUCGAAACCUGGCCAACCGAUCGCAUUGAGGUCAGACGCAUUAUCAACAGGUUUAGGUCGGAAGGUACAGACCGAAAGAAAACACAAGAUUUGUCUUAUUUUUUUGAAGCUCGGAAGAAGAAACUGGAUGAUGAAAUUGCUAAACUGCGCAAAGCCUGUAUGGAAGCAAAGUUCCCUGCAUGGGAUAAUCGUCUCAACUUGUUAUCACUCGAGCAACUCAGGGUACUUGCAGGAGUUUUCGAAUCUAAACUUGAUGCUGCAAGAGGUUGGAUAUUGAAGCUAAAAGGCAACCCCUUUUUGAUGGAAGAUUCCAAGUCAGGGACUAAUGCAGCUGGCUCCAUUAGUGAUAAAUCAAGCUUUCUGGCUUCUAGUACUCUUGCUAAUGCCUUACUUCCGAAGAAUAUUGAAUUAGAGGCUCAAAACCAGCAACCCUUUUCUUGUGCCAAACCAAUAGAUAUGCCACUGGCUACAUGCUACCCAUCUCAUCAGCUGCAACAGAUGCUUCCAUUCAAUGUCAAUCCUAUCAAUAGUCCCAUGUUGAUGAUGAUGAACCAUGAAGAUUUCGGUCAGUUUGGCGGCCUUUCUAGUAGUAGCACCAUAAAAUCCACAGUUCAAUACAAUUAUGAUCCAGCCACAGAGAUGAUAGGGAAUAUGAUGUUCAACAAUCCCAGCUGGGAACUCUCAGCAAGCUAUCAUGGUCCAAGCAGGCAACCGAUUUUUCCCUACAGGCAGGGUCCAAUGACGCAGAAUGUUUCUUCUCAACUGUGCAUCCCUCAGUUCUCUUAUUUUUUUGAUGUCAACGAGCUUGAGAUGAACAGAACAGAAAACUUCGGAUGA
This is a messenger RNA of Populus nigra (black poplar), 1011 nucleotides long. RefSeq names its product agamous-like MADS-box protein AGL17. The transcript has a single exon. NCBI's taxonomy places the organism in Eukaryota, Viridiplantae, Streptophyta, Magnoliopsida, Malpighiales, Salicaceae. Bases 1 to 1011 code for a protein of 336 amino acids. The record is from RefSeq and is a predicted model, not a curated record. Gene Ontology annotation, molecular function: protein dimerization activity; DNA-binding transcription factor activity, RNA polymerase II-specific; RNA polymerase II cis-regulatory region sequence-specific DNA binding. Gene Ontology annotation, biological process: positive regulation of transcription by RNA polymerase II.